Messenger RNA from Candidula unifasciata, 651 nucleotides. The record is from the annotation of a GenBank genome assembly. NCBI's taxonomy places the organism in Eukaryota, Metazoa, Mollusca, Gastropoda, Stylommatophora, Geomitridae.
AUGGAGGUCGAGAACACCACCACACAUGGACAAAAUAAAGAUUUUCUGCUUCCAAAAACAAAGUUUUGGAAAAGAAAGCAGCCACAUGUGGACACAAGUGAGAUUACAGAUCCAGCUGUUGUUGGAUCUGGUUCUAAAUCAGAAAUCAGACGUAUACUAGUUUCUUCACAUCGGUAUACACCCCUGCAGAAAGAGUGGCUGAAAAUGUUCACAAAGCUUGUAGAAAAUCGGAAGUUGAAUGUCAGAUUGGCUGGUAAGGAAACACAGGAAAUUGGUGCUUUGCAGAGAGCUGAAGAUUUUGUCAAAGCCUUUAUUCUAGGAUUUGAUGUUGAAGAUGCUCUCGCCCUUCUACGUUUGGAUCAUCUAUAUCUGGAGAGUUUUGACGUCACAGAUGUGAAACCGCUGAAGUGUGACCACUUGGCUAGAGCUGUUAGCAGGUUGGCUGGCAAGAACGGAAAGACAAAGUUCACAAUAGAAAAUGUGACAACUACCAGGAUCGUUCUUGCAGACAGUAAAAUUCACAUUUUGGGAUCAUAUCAAAACAUUCAGAUAGCAAGGAAAGCCAUUUGUAACCUUAUUCUGGGAAGUGCUCCAAGCAAAGUUAAUGGACAGAUGAGGACAGUCGCACAACGAGCUGCCAGUAGAUUUUGA